Megalobrama amblycephala (Wuchang bream) is the source of this 1891-nucleotide messenger RNA. Its product is annotated as N-acylneuraminate cytidylyltransferase B-like. NCBI's taxonomy places the organism in Eukaryota, Metazoa, Chordata, Actinopteri, Cypriniformes, Xenocyprididae. The transcript has 8 exons. Gene Ontology annotation, molecular function: N-acylneuraminate cytidylyltransferase activity. Bases 91 to 1464 code for a protein of 457 amino acids. The record is from RefSeq and is a predicted model, not a curated record.
AGUACUCGGCUCAUGAUGAUUAUCUGACAGAUAAGGACUUUCUAUUUGUUAUAGAGGAAUCCCCGUAAAACGCCUCUGAUCGUUAGACAUAUGCUUUUAAAUCUAUAUCAAACUAAUAAUAUAAGGAAUAAAUUAAAUUAUUCUCAUAAAGGUGUGUCCAAUCCGCUUCCUCUUCUCUGUUCCCUCACUGCGGCGAUGGAGAGCAACAGGUGCUCACAGGUGAGUUCGUGUUGUUCGUCCUCUGGACACCCUCACCGGGCGGCUCUGAUUCUGGCCCGGGGUGGCAGUAAAGGAAUCCCUUUGAAGAACAUCAAGAAUCUGGCCGGUGUUCCUCUCAUCGGAUGGGUCCUGAGAGCUGCUUUGGAUUCAGGAGUCGCUGACAGCGUGUGGGUUUCCACGGAUCACGAUGAAAUUGAGCGGGUCGCAAAAGUCUGGGGCGCGAAAGUUCAUCGCCGCAGUCCUGAAGUUUCCAAAGAUUCUUCCAGCUCUCUGGAGACUAUCCAGGAGUUCAUCCGACUGAGACCCGAGGUGGACAUCGUCUGUCAUAUUCAGGCUACGUCUCCAUGCCUGCACCCUCAUCACAUCAGAGAAGCCCUGCAGAUGAUCACCGAACAGGGUUGUGACUACGUGUUUUCAGUGGUGCGCAGACACCAGUUUCGGUGGGAGGAGGUGAACGAGAAAGGGAGUAAGAAUCCGACUCCUCUGAACAUCGAUGUGGCGCACAGACCUCGACGCCAAGACUGGUGUGGGGAACUCUAUGAAAAUGGCUCUUUCUAUUUUUAUACGAGAAAAGCCCUGGAAAACGGCCUUGAACAGGUGAGUAGGAUCGCUUACUAUGAGAUGCUGCCUGAGCACAGCGUUGAUAUCGACGUGGACAUCGACUGGCCUGUCGCUGAGCAGAGGGUUCUGAGGUUUGGCUACUUCGGCCAAGAGGAGAAAGCGGCGAUCAGGCUGUUUCUGUGUAAUGUGUCUGGCUGUUUGACGAAUUGUCAGAUUUACACAUCGGUUUCUGGAGAGGACCUUGUGGCCAUCAAUGCUCGAGACGUGGCAGGCAUACAGAUGCUGCAGAGAGAAGAUAUAGAGGUGAUCCUCAUAUCCAGCGUGAAUGAGCCACUGUCCAGGGGUCUCCUGGAGAAAGUGGCCCAGCAGGCCAGAUGUGGCCUCAGGAUUGGAGAGCAGCAGAAAGGGCUUGAGGUGGAGCGGCUGAUGAGAGAGAAAAAUCUGCGGUGGGACGAGGUGGCCUUCAUGGGUUCAGAAGCUGAAGAUGUAGAUGUCCUGUCUCAGGUGGGGCUGAACGGCGUCCCAUGUGACGCACCUGUGGCUGAUCUCAUUGCAGCUAAAUACAUCUGCCAGAGACCCGGUGGCCACGGAGCCAUUCGGGAGUUUGCCGAGUACAUUCUGACACUGGAGAAAAAGAGCACGUCACAGGUGCACCAGAAUCGCAUUGACAGGGCUCAUUUUUAGAACGUUUCUGUUUUAAACAGUCAGUUUGUGUCGCUGUGAUAACAUGACAUCAGAUCUAAUUUCAAUAAAACACCUGUGCGUGUCUGUUAACAAAAACACAACUGUGUUCCAGUUUAUGUCUUCAAUUGAUCUCUCUCUCUCUCUGUUUAUUUACCAUUUAUUCCUAUGCAAUACUCAUUUACUCAUUUUAUGGUUUGUUUAAUCUUCUUCUGUAUGAAAGGGAAAUGUCCUCAUUUCAAUGUCAUCAAGGAAAGUGUUGUGCAACAGGAGUUUUCCAUUAACUAUCUGUUACAUUUUUGCUAGUCCGAGGACAUCAGGAAGGACACAGCUAAAAUUAAUCUGUAAUGUUUAAGGUGUGAUUCAGUUUAUGCAUGUGUGCAUGUAUAUCCUACUUUUCAAAAGUUUGGGGUCAUUAAGAUUUGUUUUA